AUGUCUGCGAAUCGCGCUCCUGCCGCCAUACCCUACGACCUUCGCAAGAAGCACAUUCCUCGCAUCCCAUCCCCAGCCCCGAACCAGGAUCCCGCUGGCAAUUAUACUCCGAUGGCCGCUGCAAGGAAGAUAAGAAAAAUGAGGCAAAAGAAGGCGUCUGAAGCGUCUAGAGCGUCUGGAGCAAGGAGUUCUGCUGAGAGACCUCAGGCAAAGGCGCCGGCGAGCCAAAAACGCUCAUUGCCAGCACCUUCCAACGCGUCAAAACGUGUCAGAUUCGAGAUAUCCAAUGAAGCCGUUACUGAGUCGGUCCCUGAAGCUGUUGGUGACGCGUCUGACGAUGCCCCGGUCGAUACUCCUGCCAAUGCUCCUGACGAAGUAUCCGAUUUGCAGGAAUCCGUUGAUAAUGAGUCCCCUCGUGAGCCUCCUGCUGAGGACGAGGAAGAGGAAGCUGCCAGAGCGCUUUAUACCACCAAAGAACGCUUUAAGAAGCUCGUAUACAAGAGACGCGUGGAGGAAGCCCGUCGCAGGUUGCAAGAAGCCGAGGAGGACACCUAUAUUCCGACAUCGGAUAUAGAAGAAGAGAUGGAUGAGCUCCUACGCGCUGCUGACUACCCUGUGGCCUUAUAUCUACGCAUAUAUCUCAAUAAGACGUUGGUUGUUCGCAAGGCUCUGCCUGAUUCUACUCGCCCAAUCGUGAGACUGGCGACUGGCCGUGGAGGAUCAAAAGCUCACGAUAUCGACGAUUUUACCAAUGCCGAAGCGGAGCAGAUCCUUGCUCUACUGGAUAGGCAACAUAAGACCUUCCCAAGAAGCCAAAUACAGCUUCAUUUUGAAAUCAAAGUGGUCUGUGAAGCCUUGCAAGGAAAUAAAAAGAAGUCAAGACAAUCCUCUCAGCCUCCAAAGCAGUCAACCACCGAUGAAGCUUCUUCUCCUAUAUCAAGCUCUCCUCCGGUUGCUUCAACGCGUUCUAAUCGUACUGGCAGGCUGUUGGAGCAACAUUCUCGUCGCCUAGAAUCCAUACGGAUUGCAGGAGAUUUUCAACGUCAGUUGAUGGAGCGAUACCGCUGUCUUGACGACAAUUGUACAAACAAAAAUAAUUACUGUUUCCCUGAUCCUACAGAUCCAAAUCUCCAUUAUAAUAUUACCGCUGCUCAGCACGAGAUGUGGGCAA
Molecule: messenger RNA, 1171 nt
Organism: Rasamsonia emersonii CBS 393.64
Lineage: Eukaryota; Fungi; Ascomycota; Eurotiomycetes; Eurotiales; Trichocomaceae
Exons: 2
Source: RefSeq, a predicted model, not a curated record